Molecule: messenger RNA, 2452 nt
Organism: Oncorhynchus nerka (sockeye salmon)
Lineage: Eukaryota; Metazoa; Chordata; Actinopteri; Salmoniformes; Salmonidae
Product: potential E3 ubiquitin-protein ligase ariadne-2-like
Exons: 4
Coding region: 85-918 (277 amino acids)
Source: RefSeq, a predicted model, not a curated record
GCCAGCGAGCAGACUUGGCUCACUUGCUAAGUCAGAUUCAUAACUCACUUCACAGCAUAGUGAUAGCAGCAGUUGAAAGACAAGAUGGGGAACAGCAAAACAACCCAAUGCCAGAAGAAAGAGAAGCAGGAGAAAGAGAAAUGUUAUGACCCCGGAGACAAGACGCUCAAGUUUGUGAACAGAGAUGACGACAUUAUUGGCGGGGUUAUAUAUGAGUCUCUGAGGGCAGAGAUGUCCUGUGGUCAUGCUGUCACCCCAGAGUCAUUGACCGGAUGGUGCCUCAGCCUACUCGACAAGAAAAAGUGCACAUUCAUUUGCCCUGCAUCACGUGAAGAUGGUGAAAUGUGUGGUGCGGAGUGGUCUUACACAGAAGUGCGUAAACUGGCUCUUCUGACUCCUGAGGAGAUGAAGAAAUUUGAGGAGACAAUGGCUGACUUGGUUUCAGCCCAGAACUCUUACAAAUCGUGUCCAGGCUGCAACUCAUAUGUUGCAAGGACUGACCUCUCCAACCUGAGAGUCCACUGCACAGUGUGCUCAGCAGAAAAAGGCCAGCUGUACGAGUUCUGCUGGCUGUGCCUGCAGCAGUGGAAAGGUUCACAACAGAGUUCUGACCACUGUGACAACAAUGACUGCAUGACUGAUCUGGAACUGCUGAAGACCUGCCCUACUGUCACAUUUGCUGAUGUCCAGGGGGUCACCGGCUGCCCAUCCACACGUGCCUGUCCCACCUGUGGUGUAUUGUUAGAACACGAUAAGACUGGCUGUAAAAAUAUAGAAUGCAAGAAUUGCAAUAAAGAGUUCUGUUUUGUUUGCCUUAAGCUCACAAUUGAGUGCUUGAAGACCAGCAAAUACUUCAUAGGCUGCUCUGCUGGUGUGGCCCCCAGGCAGACUUCUAUACCCUCAUGGAGUGAUAAAUAAAGAUUUUAUCCAGGUGUACCACUUUCCUUCCUACGAUCACUUGAAUUACUUACACGGAUGCAGAACAGGCAUAAUAGCACAGAAAUUGGCAUGUAUUAACACAAAAAUAUUAUUGAAAAUGUCAAUGUAUUGGUACCUAACUCAAAUUAUGUAUAAAGUCAAUAUGUGCGUAGUAAUACAUGUGUAAGAAUGUGUAAUAAUGUAUUAGAUUCUAUAAUGUUUUAUGAUUAACAAUCCAUAUACUACUGAUUAUUAUCUGAUCUAUUUCUGUUGUUUUAUCUGUGCCUGAAACAAAAAGAAAAACGCAAAUAGAAAUAAUAAUAAUUUCAAAAAUGUAAUCAAUGGUCAACAGAAAUGUUUGCCCCCUUAAAAUAACCUGGAUGUUUUAGAAAAAGUUUUAUGAAUGCGGUUGUUGUAUGAGACAUACAUUUCUGAUAAUAUUUCUAUAAUCAUGUUAUUGUCAACCCUAACCCUAGGUAUUGUUCAAGGGGUCCUCUUCUAAAUAUGUUACCAGUAUUGUGAUAUUGUUUCCUUUAUCAAUGAUUUCCCACUGGGUACAAGAACAAUGAAUCAUCAAACAAAUACACAUAUUUAAUUAUAGUUAUAUAAUAAUGAUAAUAAUGAUAGUAUUAACAGAAAUGAUAGUAAUAAUAACACAUUUAAUUUGUAUAGCGCUUUGCAUGACUCAACCCUUUUACAUAAACCAGCCAAACAAGAUCACAUGAUCCUUGGUGUCCACAUCACCAACAAACUAACAUGGUCCAAGCAUACCAAGACAAUUGUGAAGAGGGCACGAUAAAACCUAUUCCCCCAUAGGAGACUGAAAAGAUUUGGGUGGGUCCUCAGAUCCUCAAAACGUUCUACAGCUGCACCAUAGAGACUGGUUGCAUCACUGCCUGGUAUGGCAACUGCUCAGCCUCCGACCACAAGGCAAUACAGAGGGUAGUGCGAACGGCCCAGUACUUCACUGGGGCCAAGCUUCCUGCCAUCCAGGACCUCUAUACCCGGCGGUGUCAGAGGAAGGCCCUGUUAAUUGCCAAAGACUCCAGCCACCCUUGUCAUAGACUGUUCUCUCUGCUACCACACGGCAAGUGGUACCAGAGCACCAAGUCUAGGUCCAAGAGUCUUCUAAACAGCUUCUACCCCCAAGCCAUAAGACUCCUGAACAUCUAGUCAAAUGGCUACCCAGACUAUUUUCAGUGCCCCCCCACCACCUCUUUACACCACUGCUACUCUCUGUUGUCAUCUAUGCAUAGUCACUUUAAUAACUCCCAUGUACAUACUACCUAAACUAACUGGUGCCCCCGCAUAUUGACUCUGUAUCGGUACCCCCCUGUAUAUAGUCUCGCUAUUGUUAUUUUACUGCUGCUAUUGAAUUACUUGUUACUUUAAUCUCUUAUUCUUAUCCAUACUUUUCUGAAACAGCAUUGUUGGUUUGGGGCUCGUAAGUAAGCAUUUCACUGUAAUGUCUACACCUGUUGUAUUCGGCGCAUGUGACUAAUAAAAUUUGAAUUGAUUUGAUAUGAUGAAACAA